UUUGGUAAAAGUUGCGGGUUACGUUAGGAGGAGGUAUUUCCUUACGUGGCGAGUAGCAAAGAAAUCAGUGCAACAGCCGAAAUUACAAGAGGAUGCGAGAAAGUUCCAGCUGCCAGGACUGUUCAUUGGAAAGCGAGGGCUGCGUCAGUGUGAAGAUGAUGAAGUUCUGGUUGUUGUCUCUCCUCCUCAUUCAGAGUUGGUGCAGUAGGUGCGCUGAGGCCGAAAUCUUCACCUCAAUAGGUCAGAUGACAGACUUGAUUUUCACAGAAAAAGAGCUUGUGCAGUCCCUAAAGGAAUACAUCCGGAAAGAGGAGUCCAGAUUGGUUCAGAUUAAAAGUUGGGCCUCCAAAUUGGAUGAUCUGACCCACACCGCGACUGCUGAUCCCGAGGGCUAUCUGUCCCAUCCUGUGAAUGCCUACAAGCUAGUGAAGCGCUUGAACACCGAGUGGGCGGAGCUGGAGAGCCUUGUCCUGCAAGACCCUGCUGACAGUUUCAUUUCAAAUAUGUCUGUGCAGCGCCAGUUCUUCCCAGACGAGGAGGAUGAGAAAGGAGCAGCCAAAGCUCUGAUGCGUCUGCAGGACACCUAUAAGCUGGACUCUGAGAGCAUCUCCAAAGGCAGGCUGCCAGGCGUGACGUUCAACGCCCUCCUGAGUGUGGAUGACUGUUACGACAUGGGGAAGACGGCCUACAAUGAUCAUGAUUACUACCACACCGUGCUGUGGAUGCAGCAGGCCCUGAAGCAGCUCGAUGAAGGAGAGGAAGCUGUCGUUUCCAAGCCUGAAGUCCUUGACUAUCUCAGCUACUCGGUUUACCAGAUGGGUGACCUGCAUCGAGCCAUUCAACUCACAAGGCGCCUGCUUGCAGUCGAACCGACUCAUCAGAGAGGAGGAGCAAACCUGCGUUAUUUUGAGAGGCUGCUGGGAAAGGAGAUGAGGGAAAGUAACACUGAGCAGCCCCCUGUCGCAGAGGCACCUAUAGAGUUCAGAACCUACGAGAGGCCUGUCGGCUACCUGCCUGAUAGAGAUAUCUAUGAAGCACUCUGCAGAGGAGAGGGAGUGAAAAUGACUACAGAGAGGCAGAAGAAGCUGUUCUGCAGGUAUCACAAUGGGAACAGGAACCCCAGGCUGCUCCUCGCUCCUAUGAAGGAAGAGGACGAGUGGGACAGCCCGCGCAUCGUGCGAUACCUGGACGCACUGUCAGACACAGAGAUCGAGAGGAUCAAGGAAAUAUCUAAACCUCAGCUGGCACGAGCAACUGUACGGGAUCCAAAGUCAGGUGUUCUUACAGUAGCCAAUUACAGAGUAUCCAAAAGUACCUGGCUGGCAGCAGAAGACGACCCUGUUGUUGCCCGUGUGAAUCAGAGAAUAGAAGAUAUAACAGGCUUGACCGUGGAAACAGCUGAACUGCUUCAGGUGGCUAACUAUGGCGUUGGAGGACAGUAUGAACCGCAUUAUGAUUUCUCAAGACGCCCUUUCGACAGCGCUCUCAAGACGGAUGGGAAUAGGCUAGCAACCUAUCUGAACUACAGAGAUGAACCUGAGGCUUUCAAAUCCUUAGGCACAGGAAAUCGUGUGGCUACUUUUUUAAAUUAUAUGAGUGAUGUGGAAGCUGGAGGGGCGACGGUGUUCACAGAUUUUGGAGCUGUAGUCAGACCCAGAAAGGGCACUGCUGUGUUUUGGUACAACCUUUUCAGAAGUGGGGAAGGCGAUUACAGGACCAAACAUGCAGCCUGUCCAGUAUUAGUAGGGAGUAAAUGGGUUUCAAACAAAUGGUUUCAUGAAAGAGGGCAGGAGUUCCGGAGACCAUGUGGCCUGACAGAAGUCGACUGAAGAGCUCCUGUUCUCGCUGCUGAUGCCCUCUUGGUUCCCCCCCUGAAAAUCCUUUUUCAUUCACAAUAGUUCACAAUAAUUUUGCCCUGUUUACCAUCUAAAGUUUGACUUUUUUUUUUAUCAAGCCAAAGUUUUUACUGUCCUAUGAUAAAUAAAUCAUAGAUGUUCAAUAAAUUGUUAAAUUCCGUUCCCCCUUAAAAUACAUUUUAGUAAGUGUCUCUUUUCUUGGAAGUAUUGGGUGGGAUUGUUUAUUUAAAUAAAUUAUACUGUACUAUUUGUUAUGUGCCUUCAGUAAGAUUAAAGAAAUAAAAUGUCAAUGAUUUACCAUACCUUUGCUCCAAUUCAAAUGUGAGGUGUGUGUCUGUGUGUGUUUCUAACCUGUUACAAAACUAAACAAUGCUAAGGGUUCCGGUUGCAUAUUUCCUACAGUAUAUCUUGAAAUACCAAAAUGUCAUGCCUGGUUCACAGUGUAUGGAUCCACUUUAAAAAAAGAUUGAUUAUACAGCCC
Messenger RNA from Acipenser ruthenus (sterlet), 2337 nucleotides. Its product is annotated as prolyl 4-hydroxylase subunit alpha-2-like. Gene Ontology annotation, cellular component: endoplasmic reticulum. Lineage: Eukaryota; Metazoa; Chordata; Actinopteri; Acipenseriformes; Acipenseridae. Bases 93 to 1829 code for a protein of 578 amino acids. Gene Ontology annotation, biological process: peptidyl-proline hydroxylation to 4-hydroxy-L-proline. Gene Ontology annotation, molecular function: L-ascorbic acid binding; protein binding; iron ion binding. The transcript has 16 exons. The record is from RefSeq and is a predicted model, not a curated record.